CAUGCGCAUACAGUACGCAUCUCUGCCUGGAACGCAGUGGUCUGUACAGGUUCAGUCUGAUUCUCCUAUCUUGAGCUUGUAGUCUUUUAGCAUUUGGCUAAUGAUUGCCGGUUGCUACAGCAGCAACAAUUAUCCAAGCAUUGUCAAUUUUAAUAAACCUGAUAUUUGAGGAGCUGAUUUUCAUCACAACUUUAGGUCCGGAAUGUUGUGAAACUGAGGCUCAGUCUGGGCACCAGAGCCCCUCCUAGUUCGACUUUAAAUUUGCCUUUGAACGCCUACCGACAAGCGAGGGCCUACUCUUUGGCGUGGUACAUAACCUUCUCCACAGACUCCACGGUGACCCUCGUUGCUCCGGUGCAGUUAGCAAUUCCUCCAACCUCUUCUCCAACUUCCUUUUCCAAAACAUCCUUCCUCUUAGCACUCUCCAACACCCCCAAGUUGUCAUGGCAGCCACCAAGCCCAAAGGGCAGAACUCACUGGCCCUGCAUAAAGUGAUCAUGGUUGGCAGUGGAGGUGUGGGCAAGUCAGCUCUCACCUUGCAAUUCAUGUAUGACGAGUUUGUGGAGGACUACGAGCCCACGAAAGCUGACAGCUACAGGAAGAAGGUGGUCCUGGACGGAGAGGAGGUUCAGAUCGACAUUCUGGAUACAGCAGGUCAGGAGGACUACGCAGCCAUUAGGGAUAACUACUUUCGCAGUGGAGAGGGCUUCCUCUGUGUCUUCUCUAUCACUGAGCUGGAAUCAUUUGCUGCAACUGCUGACUUCAGAGAGCAGAUCCUGCGAGUGAAGGAAGAUGAGAAUGUCCCCUUCCUUUUGGUGGGGAACAAGUCAGACCUGGAGGACAGGAGGCAGGUGAGCGCUGAUGAGGCCAAGGCGCGUGCUGAGCAGUGGGGCGUGUGCUACGUAGAAACAUCCGCCAAGACUCGUGCAAACGUAGACAAGGUGUUCUUUGACCUCAUGAGGGAAAUUCGUGCCAGAAAGAUGGAGGACAGUAAGGAGAAGAAUGGGAAAAAGAAGAGGAAAAGUCUGGCCAAGAGAAUCCGAGAAAGAUGUUGCAUUUUAUAGUAAAUAGAACAUUAGCAAACAUUACCAUGCUCUUUCCCUAUGUUUUAAAUAUGUGUGUAUCUAUAUGUUCCAUAUUUCACCCCAUUGCCAACUAAUCCUGGCCUGUGGGGUUUGCAGCAAUGUCAUGGUGUUUGUGCAUCAGAGCUAGAGUUGGUCUGAUGGAGGAUUAGAGGAGACUGAUUCACCUUAGCUAUAGCCCGGUGAAGCUCCAAGGGAACUCUUUUCCACCUAAAAUGUGCUCUUAGUGAAAUUUCAUACCAGGAAUCUUAUGCAGUGUCUGAUGGCAUCUGUCCCAUGUUGGUGACAAGUCAAGUUUGGAACUGCUUUCUCUAUCCAACCAAUGAUUUUCAAAGUAAUGGUGUAAAAUCCUGUUUUUCUCUUGAAUCAUGAACUGGAGACUGAUGGUCAAAACAUCUGGAUCACACUUAAGUAUGACCCUUAUUUCAUAUUCAUAGUCAACUUAGUGCCAUUUUCUAGCUGGGCCUUUUGCUCUUUUCUUGACUGAAGCAAAAGAGGCCAAAUAGCCCAUCAGAAUGGACAUGAACUGCCUUAGUCACAAUGAAAUAGGUGGCGCUAAGUUACUAGUGGAUUUUAUAAUUAUUAUAUUCAAGGCCUGAGUUGGUCAAUAUGUAUCAGUUGGUUGGCUAUUGAAUGUCUUACUUUUAAAAACAAAAUCUGUUACUUACAUAUGUUAUAAGAUUUAAGAUGGUAUGAACGUAUUAGUUGUAAGUUGUGGUUCAGAAAUGAGUAAUGGUUGACAUGCAAGUGAAAAGCACAGUAACAUUUUUGACAUUAGGUUAAUCACUGCUAAACCCUGGCAAUUAAUAACUAUACGACACUAAGCUUUUUAAUUGUUGUCAGUGUGUUUGUUUAACAGAUUUGCCCUCAUAACACACUUUAACCUUUUCCACUUAUGGGAAAUGUGCAUUGGAAAUGGCGCAUUAGAUUUGGAUGGAACCGUUUUUGGCUCAUUCGACUUUCUGAUGCCUUGAUAUCUGUUGUGAAUGUGAAGUGGACUAACCUUACAGUACAAGCUCCACGUUAAACCUUUGGCUGAUUUGUCAGAUUAGAGCAGCAGUUUGCAGGGAAGGUCAUUGCCCUGUGCAGCAUUAAUUUAAACUACUUGCUAUGUCUGCACGGGGCGUUAUUGUGGUUCGAAAAUGUGACAGUUUUGUAAGUUGUUCUCUGCCUUAAUAUCAGAGAUGCAAUUUACAAAGAAGCCACAAAUAUUGGUAUUGCCCUGUAAAAUACCACUACAAUGUUUUUUCUUUUUGUGUGUGGUAUGUAACUGGCAAUUGUGACUUCUUGUAUGCUGUAUACUGUAUGUCUUUUUAUAGACGAGUACACAUCAAAACUCUUAAGAUUUCUGAUUUUAAAUUAUAUGAUCAGGCUUUUUGUUUACUUUUGUUAUUAACAAAAUUCCAGUUAUUUCAUCUUAAAAUGUAUAAUAGUGUUUUCAAUUUACUUUUCAUUAAUUAUCUUUUGUAAUAGUACAUUAUUUGUUAUCUUUGCAUGAGGUUUGUAAUCAUGCCUUUAGCACAAUGGAAAUGCUCCAUCAUGCCAGUUGCCUAGUUCAGUGUGUACAUUUUAGUGUUUUCCCUGCAUCCAACACACCUAAUUCAAGGAUAAUAGACCCUUUGUUCAGCUUACACUGGGUGUGUUGAAGCACUGGCGACAGUAAAAAGUGCAUGACAGAAAUAUUGCAAAACCAGGAUGGAGAAAAACUGGCCAAGUUUACCAAACCACAAGAUUCAAGUGAAGGGGAGGUGAAGGAGUGCGGAGUUAAAUUUCAAAACACUUUUACCAACAUGGAGAGUAUCUUAACCCCAUUCUAUUUACUUAAUAAGCUGCAACACUAACAAAGCAAAUUGUGUUUUCUGUGAUGUUCGGCUUUGCUUAUAAAAUUAAUAUUCCAAAACUGUCCAAAUGAUUAAUUAGAAAAUUUUAGCUAAUAGCUUAAAAGACCACUACUGCCAAGUGUGAUUUUAAAAAGGGGUUGACAGAAUUAGUAACUCUACAUUUAAAAAAUUUGUAGAUUUGAACUAUUAAGACACUACAGUUGGCUGAAGAGAUGGAGCAAACAUUUUAUAGAUACUAAAUUAUGGCCAUUGAGAAUUUAACUACAAUGAAGCCAUUUAAGGCAAACCAAAGUUAAAUGGCGUAAAACUAACUCUUUGCUUUAUAUUAAUAUGUAUGAGUGGUAGCUUGGGAUAGUUUUUUUUUGGCUUUCGUAGCAGACUUGCUAAACUAUUUUGCCUGCUUACUUACAAAUUUUGUCAUGGUGCUAUUUUUGCUUAUUUACAAUGGCUCAUACCUUCUUGUUUGUGAGUGCUCAUGUGCGUGUUUACACAGGCACACAGGAUUUGUCUAAAAUUGUGGUUGGAAUAGUGUAUAUGUUCUUAAAAAAUAAUUACAAUGUUAUAUCCCAUACAACUAAAUUUAAUUUGUCUGUAGUGUUUCAAAACAUUCAUGUUUUAUUUUUUGUUUGAAAUAUAACACUGAUCUGCCUCACUUUAGGGUGGCAUUUACUACUAGGGAUGCCAGUUGUAGCAUCAGUAUUGCUUUGGCAGCAAUGAAGAUUAAACCCAUUACACUCUUUGAAGUUAGAGCUUGGUGUUUGAAGAUGAUGCAUACCAUUUUCUGAUAAUGCUUUGAUUUAGGUUGUUUCCUCCUUUUUUAAUCUAGCUGCUACCCUUUUGCCCCCCACCCACCCCCCACAGACAGACCCGGAAGAUGUUUUCACUUUCCUUUUUUAUUGUAUUAUUUUUUAACAAAGGCAUAUCUUGUUGCUGUGAAUCAAGUAUGCAGAUAAAAAAUGCAUAUUCAUUUCAAAAUUUUGGCUGUUGUAUUAACCAGAUCCUUGUAUACUUACAAUGUCUAACUUGUGUUCUCUGAGCCAUUGGUAAGGAAAAUAAAAGUAAGGUGAUGACCA
Messenger RNA from Electrophorus electricus (electric eel), 3996 nucleotides. It is a transcript of the gene ralaa, whose product is annotated as RAS like proto-oncogene Aa. The record is from RefSeq and is a predicted model, not a curated record. Lineage: Eukaryota; Metazoa; Chordata; Actinopteri; Gymnotiformes; Gymnotidae. Gene Ontology annotation, biological process: signal transduction. Gene Ontology annotation, molecular function: GTP binding; GTPase activity. Gene Ontology annotation, cellular component: membrane.